GGUCGGCCUUAAAUUGAACAACUCUGGAAAAUUUGGAGCCUCUGCCUCUCCUCUCUUCUCUUCUCUUCUCAGUCUUGAUCAGCUUCGAUUUCUGUCCACUCUCUUUGGAGUGUUUCGUUUUUGGCUUCUAAUACUGUAUCUAAAUCUGGUGGAGUAGCUAAAUUUGUGGAAAGAUAUGGGAGAGGGGGAGCCGAAGAAGGAAGUGACCGUAGAAGUGCCUUUGGAUCCUGCGCCACCUCCGACUCCGCCGCCUGUCGAAGGUCCAAAAGACGCCGGGGAGGAGAAAACAGUUAUUCCACCACCACCGGAAGAGACAGAGAAGGUUGAUGACUCUAAAGCUCUUUCAAUGAUUGAAAAGGUCCCAGAAUCUACAGGAGAGAAAAGUUCUGGCCGCUCCAAUGAGAGAGAUGCUUCUCUUGCACGGCUUGAAUCAGAGAAGAGAUUGGCUUUGAUUAAAGCAUGGGAAGAUAAUGAAAAAACAAAAGCAGAGAACAAGGCCCAUAAAAAGUUGUCUGCCAUUGGAUCAUGGGAGAAUACCAAGAAAUCGGCUGUGGAAGCUAAGCUGAAAAAGAUUGAGGAAAAACUGGAACAGCAGAAGGCAGAGUAUGCAGAGAAAAUGAAAAACGAGGUAGCUCUAAUCCACAAAGAAGCAGAAGAAAGGCGGGCAAUGAUUGAAGCCAAGCGUGGGGAAGAUCUUCUUAAAGCAGAGGAGCAAGCUGCAAAGUAUCGGGCAACAGGGAAUACACCAAAGACAAUCACUGGAUGCUUUGGAAGUUGAAAUUCUAGGGUUCAUAAAUAGAGGGGAAAAUGAACGUUACCUUGUGUAAAUAAUGAAUUGUUCCUUUUGUGUUCGUUUGCCAUUUUAUUUGUUGUUUGCAUUUGGUGGUCUGAUAAAUUGUUCAUCUCUAUUUUUGUGUAUAUUGUGCCUGUGUGAUGGGUUUCUUUGUAAAUAGGAAAACAUAUUGCAUUUGUGACAGCUAGUUUUGAAUAUUCUGCAAGUCGUAAUUCAACCUACAGUUACCAUC
Molecule: messenger RNA, 1025 nt
Organism: Macadamia integrifolia
Lineage: Eukaryota; Viridiplantae; Streptophyta; Magnoliopsida; Proteales; Proteaceae
Product: remorin-like
Exons: 5
Coding region: 176-778 (200 amino acids)
Source: RefSeq, a predicted model, not a curated record